Molecule: messenger RNA, 556 nt
Organism: Racocetra persica
Lineage: Eukaryota; Fungi; Glomeromycota; Glomeromycetes; Diversisporales; Gigasporaceae
Source: the annotation of a GenBank genome assembly
UUACUCCCAUAUUAGAUAAUGACAUAAGAUCUUCAAAUUCUUCACAUGCAAGUAGUUCACAUUUGGAACCCGAAAAACUUUCACGAAUUCCAUCAAAUACUAGUACAGUUACAACAAAUCCUGAAACAUCAGAAUCUACUGAUGAAAAUGAAAUAAAUGAAUCAGAAUUAAGAAGACGAAGAAUAAAUAUUGAAACUACUGAUGGGAUAUCAACAACUCCGAAUUUUAUUAAUACCACCGUUGAAUCUGAUUUUGUUGUUGAACAGAAUGGUUCACUUCAUGAAAACUCAAGAGCUGUAAUUCGUUUAACUCCAUCAUCAACUUUGAUAUCACGGCUGUCAUAUAUCAUUGUGGCCAUGUAUUCUUAUAUAUUUGAAGAUAUUAGCUGGUGGAAUCUGUUAAAACUUAUUAUUGUGGUUUUAAAGGUCAUUACUUUAUCGUUAUCAUCAUCAUAUUUAUUUAAUGUUAUAACAUGUUUAACUCCUUGUUCACCUUAUUUACCUUCUCCAUGGGUGCUUUAUCCUAUCCUUAUUUUUGCAAUACUUGACCUUUUAUC